CCAUCUAUCUGCGCCUCAGAGCAACUCAGGCGCACUCUGACAGACAGCGUGGUUCGUCAUGAGGCAGGCUGUCCACUGCUCGGCUUAAGAGCACUUAAUCUGUCAUUAGGGAGUUAUUUUCAGACAGAGCACCAGCGACGGCCAUCGACUGGCUACUUUGCAGCCGUCCAAACCUCGAUCUCCCCGGUUGGUUUCUUCCCGACCGGCACCGCUUGUUUUGUUUAGGCUACUUAUUCGUUUGAGAAAACUUUCCACCGCAGCCUGACCCUCCUCCUCCUCGUUUGUCCUCUCAGACAGUAGGGCCAUACUUGUGAGCCUCGGCAGAGAGAUGGAGAUGGAGCAUUUCGACGAGCGGGACAAAAGUCAGAGGCACAGCCGGUCCAGUGCGAAGAUGAACGGGGUGCAGAGUCCUACACACAGCGCCUACUGCAGCCUGUACCGGACCAGGACCCUGAAGACUCUGACCACAGAGAAGAGAGCCAAGAAGGUCCGCUUCUACCGCAACGGAGACCGGUACUUUAACGGGAUAGUGUACGCCAUCUCCACAGACAGGUUCCGGACCUUUGACGCGCUGCUGGCGGACCUGACCCGCUCCCUGUCCGACAAUGUCAACCUGCCGCAGGGCGUCCGGACCAUCUACACCCUGGAUGGCUGCAAGAAGAUCACAAGUAUUGAGCAGCUGGUAGAAGGUGAAAGCUAUGUGUGCAGCUCCAUCGAAGCUUACAAAAAGUUGGAUUACACGAAAAACGUGAACCCCAACUGGUCGGUGAAUGUCAAGGCCUCAGCUGCGUCCUCCCGCGGGCCCCCCUCCCUGGGCAGCACCAAUGCCGGGGCCCCAGAGAGCCGCGAAAUCAAGGACUUCAUACGUCCAAAGCUUGUGACAGUGGUGCGGAGCGGAGUGAAGCCCCGCAAAGCUGUGAGGAUCCUGCUGAACAAGAAAACAGCCCAUUCCUACGAACAAGUCCUGACCGACAUCACUGAUGCCAUCAAGCUUGACUCCGGCGUGGUGAAGAAGAUGUUCACACUGGAGGGCAAACUGGUGUCGUGUCUGCAAGACUUUUUUGGCGAGGAAGACGUUUUUGUGGCAUGUGGACCGGAAAAAUUCCGUUACCAAGACGACCUGAUGUUGGACGAGAGUGGUGAGGGGACUAUUGCACGGUACUCCUUGUCUUCCCUGUAUAAGACACAUCUCCCUGGUUCAGGUGGCAGAGAGUGUCGUAUGAUGAAGGCUGUGAACUACGGGAAGGUGUCAGGCUCUCUGAGCCGAGGCUCCCCCAGGACUGUCAUCCAAUCACAAUACAGCAAGUCCCCUGCAUCUGUGAACGGGACGCCGGCCAGUCAGCUGUCCACUCCUCAUUCGGGAAAAUCUCCCAGCCCCUCCCCGACUAGCCCAGGCAGCCUCAGCCAACGCCAGGGGUCCCAGGGUUCUUCCACCUCUCUGUCUUCCACUAAAGUUUCCAGCUCACUGGAAGACGGGAAUGGAACUGUUAUUGAAGCUGAGGUUCUAGUUGAUGAGGUUCCAGCUGUGCCGUCCUAUAUAUCAGACCGCUACAAGGUGGGACGCAUGUUAGGCGAUGGGAAUUUUGCAGUGGUCCGGGAAUGUGUGGAGCACUCCACAGGACGGGAGUAUGCUCUGAAGAUCAUCAACAAGGGCAAAUGCAGAGGCAAGGAGCACAUGAUCCAGAACGAGGUGGCCAUCCUCCGCAGGGUUAAACAUCCAAAUAUUGUCCUGCUCAUAGAGGAGAUGGACACAUACAGCGAACUCUAUCUGGUCAUGGAGCUGGUCAAGGGUGGAGAUCUGUUUGAUGCCAUCACCUCCGCCAACAGGUACACAGAGAGAGACGCUAGCGGCAUGCUCUACAACCUGGCCAACGCCAUCAAAUACCUCCACAGCCUGAACAUUGUGCACAGAGACAUCAAACCAGAAAACCUAUUGGUGUAUGAGCAUGCAGACGGCAGCAAAAGCCUGAAACUGGGAGACUUUGGAUUGGCGACUGUGGUGGACGGACCUCUCUACACUGUCUGCGGGACCCCGACAUAUGUAGCACCUGAAAUCAUCGCAGAAACAGGGUAUGGCCUUAAGGUGGACAUCUGGGCAGCUGGAGUCAUCACCUACAUCCUGCUGUGUGGUUUUCCGCCCUUUAGAGGGAGCAGUGACGAUCAGGAAGCACUUUUUGAUCAGAUACUAAUGGGACAGCUAGAAUUUCCUCUACCGUACUGGGACAACGUGUCAGAGACUGCCAAGGAGCUGAUUCGAUCCAUGCUGGAAGUGGAAGUGGAUCAGAGAUACAUUGCCCUCCAGGUGCUAGAACACCCUUGGGUCACUGAUGAGGGUCUAUGUGAGAAUGAUCAUCAGUUGUCAGUAGCAGGGAAGAUAAAGAAGCACUUCAACACCAGUCCGAAGGUCAAUGACACCACUGCAGGAGUGUCAGUCAUUUCUUUGGACGACAGUUUUUCUAUGCAGAGAUCUGGGUCGUUGGAUUUCUACCAGCACCCGGCCAUGUACUGGAUAAGGCCACCCCUCUUGAUAAGGAGGGGCAGGUUCUCAGACGAGGACGCCACCCGAAUGUGAAGCCGCUGUCAUGGCAGAUGAUGCUGACAAUGACAACAGUAACAACAUCAACAAUGACAACACUAUGGGCGGAGCCUCCCAGUUGCCUCCCUGGCCUGUCCUCUCUGACCCCUGACACUUGCUCUGACCCUUUCCCAAACCCCAGCCUCCCAUCUGACUCUGAUGACAUCUCCAUCAGCUCAGCCAGUAUCAUCCACUCCCCCAACUCGCCCUUCUAGAGAGGAGUCUGAGUGGAGGAGGAAGAAGCAAGUGGGGGAAAUCCUCAUCCAGCUCCUCCCUCUACAUGGAGGAGGAGGAAGAGGAGACGUCAGCUUUCCCACAGUCUUCUUUCUAAGGCUGGGGGUGAAUUGGGAAAAACUGUUGAGGAUAAAAAAAUAGAAAUCAGAGAUGACUUUUAGCUCCCCUGAAUCCAUCUUUCCGAACCUGGAGGAGAGAUAGAUCAAAGGGUGGAUAGAGGAAAAGAGGGUAGAGAGGUUGGGAGAAAGACCAUAAAGGCAACAAGACAACAAAAUGGAGAACUCGAGGGAUAAGGCGGACUGGGUCGAAAUACUUUUUGUUUGUUUCUUUUUAACAUUCUCUCCUCUGAGCCCAUGUUGCCAAGCUUAAGGAGCGAGAAAGGGUAACAGUAUCGUUUACCCUUCAGUGAUGAUCCAGCUUCAACAUGGAGACUUCCUUAUGGUGGAGCAGCUCUACAAGGCAAUAUGAGAAUAUGGACCAAUGUUCAUGUUUUAUUGAACCUUAUUUAACCAUUCCUUAUUCACUGCAUUUUUAAUAUGUAUUUCCCUUUUUCAUAAAGGAUAUGUCUUUGUUGAUUUGUCCUAAGAUCUUAUAGUAAAGAAAAUAAUUGAAAAGUGUGUAGAAGUAGAGCUCAGAAAUUUUAGGCAAAUGUAGACUAAUGUGGAAAGAUCAGAGCUACAGUGUGUAGAGAAAGAAGUUUUUCUCACAAAUGUGUUAAAUACAGUCGUCAUAGGAAGAUAAAUCAUCAAAGACAGCACUGGCGUUGCCUUUUUGCAAUGUUGGAUUGCAGUACUGCAGUUUACAUUUUACACAGACUGCUAUUAAGACAACAAUGGUGCAUUUGAUUCCUGCUUGUAAUUUUGUCAACUGCUUUGUUCAUGACAUGUUCAUAUUGAUACACAAAAUUCAGCAGCAUUCAGGUGCUUGUGUAGCAAACGCAACAUUCUUUCCUCAAAGCGCACAGUUUCACAAUCAUUCUGAAUUGAUAUCAUAUUAAUCUUGAUAUUUUGUGAUGCUCAUAUUCACAUUUGAAGCCUUGUUUACAUUUUCCCCAAAACUGAAGGCUUAUUUCAUCCACAUAUCCCAGCAGUAAAGAAAGGUAUAAUUGUUGCAGCCUAGGUGUACCAGCUGUAUGGGUUUGGAGAUAUGUUUUAGGUCGUAAAUGUAUACAAUUAACAGUUUAUGAGGGCUGCCUAUUUGCACAAAGUACUGCAGUGUAGAUGCACUCAAGAAAGACAGUAUGGAUGUCGGAGAACCAGCAACACUCUUGGAACGCAAAACAGUUAAAAGGAGAGAAGAGGAUUUAUUUUAGCCGUGUAUAACCUCAUUCAUGGCUUCAUUUAUUCAGAUGAAAGCAUGCCAGACAUACCGUAGCCUAUUCUUAUAAAACAAAACAGUUUGUGAUGAAGUAUUGUUUGUAUGUUAUGUAAAUAACAUAAUUUCAUUUAUUUUGAUAGUUCACAAUACAGUAUAUUUCUUUACUAGUAGCUAUGUCUUUGGAAACUGUAAAAAACAACUGUCAUACAUGUGUCUCAUUCAGUCAGCAAAUAAAAAAAAUAACCUAGAGGAGAUGAUCAGGUCAAAAUGAAACAAUACAGAUAAGUUGAAAAAAA
Molecule: messenger RNA, 4422 nt
Organism: Etheostoma cragini (Arkansas darter)
Lineage: Eukaryota; Metazoa; Chordata; Actinopteri; Perciformes; Percidae
Product: serine/threonine-protein kinase DCLK1-like
Exons: 17
Coding region: 329-2572 (747 amino acids)
Biological process (GO): axoneme assembly; photoreceptor cell development; retina development in camera-type eye
Cellular component (GO): axoneme
Molecular function (GO): protein kinase activity; ATP binding
Source: RefSeq, a predicted model, not a curated record